CUCCUCCCCUCUUUUGGUUCCUCCUUAACAUUCCUCUGCUCUGCAGCGAGCUCUUUCGUCUCAGACUUGUUACGUUUACUCUGCGCCGGAAGAAGAACCUGAGGACGCUUUUGGGACUAUGGCGGCGGUGGAUAUCCGAGAUAAUCUGCUGGGAAUCUCUUGGGUUGACAGUUCCUGGAUCCCUAUUUUGAACAGUGGAAGUGUCCUGGAUUACUUUUCAGAAAGAAGUAAUCCUUUUUAUGACAGGACAUGUAAUAAUGAAGUGGUCAAAAUGCAGAGGCUAACAUUAGAACACUUAAAUCAGAUGGUUGGAGUGGAAUACAUCCUUUUACAUGCCCAAGAGCCCAUUCUUUUUAUCAUUCGAAAGCAACAGCGGCAGUCCCCUACUCAAGUUAUCCCACUGGCUGAUUACUAUAUUAUUGCCGGAGUGAUCUAUCAGGCACCAGACUUGGGAUCAGUUAUAAACUCUAGAGUGCUUACUGUGGUACAUGGCAUUCAGUCAGCUUUUGAUGAAGCUAUGUCAUACUGUCGAUAUCAUCCUUCCAAAGGGUAUUGGUGGCACUUCAAAGAUCACGAAGAGCAAGAUAAAGUCAAACCUAAAGUCAAAAGGAAAGAAGAACCGAGCUCUAUUUUCCAGAGACAGCGUGUGGAUGCUUUACUCCUAGACCUUAGACAAAAAUUUCCACCCAGAUUUGUGCAGCAAAAGUCUGGAGAAAAGCCUGUCCCAGUGGAUCAGACAAAGAAAGAGGCAGAACCUAUACCAGAAACUGUAAAAUCUGAGGAGAAGGAGACCACAAAGAACGUUCAACAGACUGUGGGUACUAAAGGCCCCCCUGAAAAACGAAUGAGACUUCAGCUGAAUUGUGUCAUCUCACCCCCAAAAUGUUGAAGUCCUAACUGCCAGUACCUCAGAAUGUGACGUUAUUUGGAAAUAGGGUCAUUUCAGAUGUUAUUAGUUAAGAUGAGGUCUUGCUAGAGUAGGCUGAGACCCUAAUCUGAUGUGACUGGUGACCUUAUAAAAAGAAUGCCACAUGAAGAGACAAAGGGAGACACCAUGUGAAGAUAGAAGAUUGGAGUGUUGCAUCUACAAGCUUAAAAACACCAAAGAUUGACACCAAAUUACCAGAAGCAAGGAGGAGGCAAGGAAGGAUUCCCCUGUAGGUUUCAGGGGGAACAUGGCCCUGCACAUACCUUGAUUUUGGACUUCUAGCUUUGAGAUAAUAAAUUUGAGAACUUUGAGAUAAUAAAUUUCUGUUGUUUUAUUUUCCAGUUUAUACUCCCACCAGCAGUGUGUGAGAGUUCCUAUUGUCCACACCUUUGUUGACCCUUGAUACUGUCAACUAAAGAAAAUUUUAGUCAUUCUGAUGGGUAUACAGUGGUAUCUUGUUGAGGCUGAAAUUUGUAUUUCCUGGUGAUCUGAUGAUGUUAAGCUUUUUUUCCUGUGAUUGUUGGCUACUUGAAUAUCCGUUUUUGUGAAGUGUGUCUUUUGCACAUUUUUCUACUGUUUUGUCUGUGUUUGUCUUAUAGAGUAAGAAGAGUCCUUUGUAUGUUUGGAUAAGAAUCCUUUGUUGGUUACAUGUAUUGUGUUUAAAUGUAUCUUCUCUCCACUCUGGCUUGCCUUUUUACCCUUUAAUGGUGACCUAAAAAUGAUCAGAAGUUCUUAAUUUUAAUGUAGCUCAGUUUGUCAAUCUUCUCCUUUAUCGUUAAUGCUUUUUUGUGUCUUGUCUGAGGUUUUUCCCUACAUUGAGGUUAUGAAGAUAUACUCCUCUGUGAUUAUCUACAAGCUUUAUUAUUUUACACUUCACAUUCAGGAGUAUAGUCCAUUUGGUUGGGAUUGAUCUAUAAAUCAAUUUGGGGAGAAUUGACAAUUUAGCAGUUUAGCAAUAUCGAGUAUUCAGAACCACCGACUUGUUAUAUUCCUCCUUUUAUUUAGGUUUUCUUUAAUUUCUCAGAGUAAAGUUAUGAGCUUUCAGAGUACAGGUCUUAUACAUGUUUUGUUAAAAUUACCCCUAAGCAUAACGUAUUUUUUUGAUGCUGUUGUAAAAGAUGUUUAAAAAAUUUUAAUUUCCAUUUGUUUGUCUCUAGUAUAUAGACCUUGUAUCCUGUUACUUUACUAACUUCAAUAAUUAGUUCUGGUAGCUUUUUUGUGCAUUGCUUAGGAAUUUCUACAUCCAUGAUCAGUGUCAUCUGGGAAUAAAAAAGAGUUUUAUCUUCAAUCUGUAUACUUUUCAAAAAAUUGUGGUAAAAUAUAAAAAACAUAAAAUUUACCAUUUUAAGCACUUUAAGUAUACAAUUCAGUGACAUUAACUACAUUCACAUUGUUGCACAGCUAUCAUCACCAUCCAUCUCCAGAACUUCUUCAUCGUUCCAAACUGAAACUCUGUUCAUUAAACACUCCCUUUUUUCCCCUUCCUCCAGCCCCUGGCAACCACCAUUCUACUGAUGUCCUGAUGAAUUUGACUGCUGUAGGUAUCUCAUAUAACUGGAAUCAUACAGUAUUUGGUUUUUUGGCUUAUUUCACUUAGCAUAAGGUCUUCAAGGUUCAUCCAUAUUCUAGCAUGUGUCAGAAUUUCCUUUUUGAGGUUAAAUAAUAUUUUGUUGUAUGUAUAUAUGUAUGCACACACACAUUCUGUUUAUUCAUUCCUCAGUCCAUGGACAUUUGAGUUGCUUCCACCUUUUCACUAUUGUAAAUAAUGCUACUACAGGGACUUCCCUGGUGGUCCAAUGGUUAAGACUAUGCGCUCCCAACGCAGGGGGCCCGUGUUCGAUCCCUGGUCAGGGAACUAGGUCCCGCAUGCCACAACUAAAGGAGCCUGCAUGCCGCAACUAAAGAACCCUUGUGCUGCAACUAAAGAUCUCACACACAGCAAUGAAGAUCCCACAUCCCACAACUAAGACGCAGCACAGCCAAACGAAUAAAUAAAUAUUUUUUAAAAAAUAAUGCUGCUACAUACAGUGAUGUACAAAUAUCUGGCAAUACAUGUGGGAAGGGGUGCAGAGCCUCCGUGCCCUUUCUGGGUGCACCACUCUCCGAAUCUCCACAUGUUCACCGACCGGAAAGCUUUCAGAACCUUGUCCUUUUAAGGUUUUUAUGGAGGCUUCAUUACAUGGAUAUGAUUGAUUAAAUUAUUGGCUGUUGGUGAUCAAACCCAACUUCAACCCCCUUUCCAUCCCCAGAGGUGGGGGUGGGGUGGGAUCGAAACCCUCUAAUCACAAGGUUGGUUCCUCUGGUGACCAGCUCCCAUUUUUAGGUGACAUAGGGGCUUUCCAAAAGUCACCUCAUUAACAUCACAAAAGACACCUUUAUGGUUCUCCCCUCAGGAAAUUCCAAGGGUUUUAGGAGUUCUGUGCCAGGAAGAAGACCAAAUAUAUAUUUCUUAUUAUAAAUCACAAAAUCACACCUAAUAAUUAGUGAGGUUGACCAUCUUUUUAUGUGCUUAUUGGUCAUUUGUGUAUUUGUUUUUACAUAAAAUAUUUUAAUAAAAUUAAUUAUAAAAUUAAA
Lagenorhynchus albirostris (white-beaked dolphin) is the source of this 3502-nucleotide messenger RNA. It is a transcript of the gene MED6, whose product is annotated as mediator complex subunit 6. Gene Ontology annotation, biological process: regulation of transcription by RNA polymerase II. Gene Ontology annotation, molecular function: transcription coactivator activity. The transcript has 9 exons. The coding region runs from base 119 to 889 and encodes 256 amino acids. The record is from RefSeq and is a predicted model, not a curated record. Lineage: Eukaryota; Metazoa; Chordata; Mammalia; Artiodactyla; Delphinidae. Gene Ontology annotation, cellular component: mediator complex; core mediator complex.